AUGGCCUCCCGCGCAGCCCUUGCCCGCUUGACCUCGGUCGCCGCCCCCCGCGCGCUCUCCACCAAUGCUGUCGCCGCGACCUCGCGCGCCGCUCUCGCUACCACCCCCGUGCCGCGUGUGCCCCGUUCCGCCUCGCGCUACCUCGUCGGUGCGGGCCAGCGCCGCAUGGCGAGCUCGGACGACGGUGCUUCUACCAUGACCGUCCGUGAUGCGCUCAACGUCGCCAUGGAGGAGGAGAUGCUCCGCGACGAGACCGUCUUCGUCAUGGGCGAGGAGGUCGCUCGUUACAACGGCGCAUACAAGGUCACCAAGGGCCUUCUGGACAAGUUCGGAGAGGACCGUGUCAUUGACACCCCCAUCACCGAGAUUGGCUUUGCCGGUCUCGCUGUCGGCGCCGGUCUUGCUGGCCUCCGCCCCGUUUGCGAGUUCAUGACCUGGAACUUCGCCAUGCAGGCCAUUGACCAGAUUGUCAACUCGGCCGGCAAGACCUACUACAUGUCGGGUGGUAACGUCCCCUGCCCCGUCACCUUCCGUGGCCCCAACGGUGCCGCCUCGGGUGUCGGUGCCCAGCACUCGCAGUGUUACGCUGCUUGGUACGGCUCCAUCCCCGGCCUCAAGGUCGUCUCGCCCUGGUCGGCUGCCGACUGCAAGGGUCUCCUGAAGGCCGCUAUCCGUGACCCCAACCCCGUCUGUGUCCUCGAGAACGAGCUCAUGUACGGUAUCUCAUUCCCCAUGACCAAGGAGGAGAUGUCCGACGACUUUGUCCUUCCCAUUGGCAAGGCCAAGGUUGAGAGGGAGGGUACCGACAUCACCCUUGUCGCCCACUCGAAGAUGGUCACCCACUCGCUUGAGGCUGCUGAGAUCCUUGAGAAGGAGCUGGGCCUCAAGGUUGAGGUUGUCAACCUCCGCUCGAUCCGUCCCCUCGACAUUGACACCAUCGCCGCCUCGGUCAAGAAGACCAACCACCUUAUUACUGUCGAGGGUGGCUUCCCUGCCUUCGGUGUUGGCUCCGAGAUCAUUGCCCAGAUCUGCGAGUCGCCCGCCUUCGACUUCCUCGACGCCGCCCCCGAGCGUAUUACCGGCGCCGACGUCCCUACUCCCUACGCCGAGACUCUCGAGACCUUGGCCUUCCCCGAGACCAACCUGAUUGUCAAGACUGUCAAGCGCCACCUCUACCGCUCAUAG
Messenger RNA from Apiotrichum porosum, 1185 nucleotides. RefSeq names its product pyruvate dehydrogenase E1, beta subunit (gene PDB1). The coding region runs from base 1 to 1185 and encodes 394 amino acids. Lineage: Eukaryota; Fungi; Basidiomycota; Tremellomycetes; Trichosporonales; Trichosporonaceae. Gene Ontology annotation, molecular function: pyruvate dehydrogenase (acetyl-transferring) activity. The transcript has 9 exons. The record is from RefSeq and is a predicted model, not a curated record. Gene Ontology annotation, biological process: pyruvate decarboxylation to acetyl-CoA.